AGCAGGAACAUGACGCGAUGCCACCAGUUAUCACGUGAUAUUGGUUAUCCAAAUGGAUAGGCUGACAAAGAGACUACCUGCACAAAUCCAGGAAGUUGGAAAAAGUGGACAGUACACAAGUAGCCAAUGGCAGAAGAGAAUGACUUCACUGUUGCUGGACCUGUUGUUGAAAACGAGGUUCAGUCACUGCCACAUGCGUAUUCCUGCACCCUAACACCGGAGCUGGUCGCUAAGGCUAGAGAGGAGCUUCAGGAGAAGCCAGAAUGGAGACUCCGAGACGUCCAGGCUCUCAGAGAUAUGGUCCUAAAAGAUUGCCCAAACCUCAGGACUCGCUUAGACGACGGCUUCCUGUUGCGUUUCCUCCGGGCUAGGAAAUUUGACUAUGACAAAGCACUACAGCUUCUAGUCAACUACCAUGCCAGUCGACGCAGCUGGCCGGAGGUGUUCCACAAUCUCAGGCCGUCGACAAUAAAACACGUGCUGGACUCGGGGUUCCUAACUGUCCUACCACAUCCAGACCCUGACGGACGUCUUGUCUUGUGUCUCCGACCAGGGAAGUGGAGACCUAGUGACUACCCCUUUUUAGACACUAUCCGUGCAAUAUAUCUGACUCUGGAGAAACUGAUCCAGCCGGAGGAGACCCAGGUGAAUGGGCUGGUUAUUCUUGCAGACUACAAUGGGGUUGGGUUGGCCCAUGCCUCUCAGCUAGGACCUUUCCUGGCCAAGAAAGUGGUGGGAAUUCUUCAGGAUGGGUUUCCGAUUCGGAUAAAGGCAGUCAACAUCAUAAAUGAGCCCAGGAUUUUCAAGGGGAUAUUUGCCAUCAUCAAGCCUUUUCUGAAGGAGAAGAUGGCACAAAGAUUUAUUCUUCACGGGUCAGACCUGAACUCCCUUUAUCAAAGAAUCCCCUCAGGCAUCCUCCCUGAAGAGUACGGGGGCGCAGCUGGUAAACUGAACACUGCAGAUUGGUCAACAACCCUACAGAACUCUGAGGAGGAGUUUGUGGUGGAGUUCUGCCAGCCAGAUCCACUAGAGGGCGCCGCUCUACCAGACUCCAUGCUGUUUGAAGGGGAACCCUCUGAAGCACAAUGGGAUGAUUCCUACAGGGGAGCGAGGUCACAGUUAUAUUACUGUUACUGAUAUACAAAAACAUUUGGGGUCAGUACUGUUCUUGUGCAGAAGCAUAUACAAUGCUUAGUAUAGAUGUAAAAAGCAGGGCCAUUCUAUGGGAUAAGCAUUCUGCUAAUAACAUCUUGAAGGGUCCAGUUUUAAAAGUAAAGCAUGCCCCAUUUGUUUUAAUGAAAAAUAGUUGCAAAUAGGUCAAUUAUUUUAUUGUUUUGUUAUAUUUAGAAACAAUGGAGGAAAGCUUUUAUAAUUGGUGACAGUGACACCACCAAGUUAAUUUCCAUUAUGACAUUACAUAUUUAUUAGAAAAUUGAUUCCGUACCAACAGCCGAUCACCUUCCAGCUCUAGCUGGCUUCUAUCAGGUGGCAGAUGCCAGUUUCAUACUUCAAAUGUGUAAAGCACAGAACAGUACUACCCAAAAGCAAUAAACUAUUCCUUACUGAUCAUAUUAUCUUUUUUUCUGUUUAGCAUUUCAUUUUUCUUCUUUGAAAAAGGUUUAUAUAAUCAGCAUUGUGUUUUUUUUUUGUUUUAUUUCAUGUACAGUAGAGUCAAUUAUCUGAACUAAUUGGGACUGCUACUAAGUUGCAUAAUCGAUUUGUAUAGAUAAUCUAACAGGUAUUAAUAACAAUUACUGUACCUUUAAUAAUAUAUAGAAUAAAGUUAACAUACACAAGUACCUACUGAUGUUAUAUAGCUGGUAACCUAUUCUAUCACAUUAAGCAUACAAAAUUACAAAGCUUUACAAAUCAUUAAAUUAAUGCAAUUAAUUUAAUCUACAGUUAAGGUAAUGAAAUACUGUCAUUAAACGUACCAUAUACCAAACUUUGAAAAUCAAAGAAUACAAUUCAGCACAACUUUGACACAUUACAGAACUUUAGGAAUCAUUAAACUUCAAAAAUUCAAAUACUUUGAUACUUGCUGUUAAGGCAUUGUAAUAACAUGCAAUUGAAAUGAAUAAAAGUUCUUAGCUGCUCAAUAACAGACAGGAUCUCCGGCCCUUACUGACGAAAUAGAAGAAAAAUCAAGAGCGAGGUCACUGUUUUAAUUUGCUUAACUGCAACAAUUUAAAGCACACGAUGCUCUAGCUAAGGGUUUGGUGGUCUGAAUAAUUCUUCCAUUUGCCUCAGUCUGCUGGUCCUUUUUUGGGGAAGCUAAAUCUCGUAGCCAUUUUAGCAGCAGAAGCUGUGUGUGUAAUACACCACACGCAAUUCAUCACGUGAUUACAGAUGCGUUCCGUUGAUUAGACAGUACGGUUGAUCAAAGAUCGGAUAAUUGACUCUCUACUGUAUAUAUAAAAGGAGAAUAACAUGUAAAUGUCCAGUGUUACAAAACUUUUGAAAUUAGAGACGACAAAAUAUAUGAUUUUAGAUACAGACCACAUGCAUUCUUUUAAUAAAAUAACUGGUGAUAAUCCGUAUCUGGUUAUAUCAAAUAACAUGUCUGUCUUUUGUAAUUGCCAAAUGCAUCUGAUUUAAAUGUGGCAUGAAGCUGUAUCUAAAAUGCAUUUUUGCUUCAUAUUGACAGUGAGCUUUUACACGAUUCUAAAUAUAGAUUCCGAUAGCUAUAGACAUGUUGGUAGAAACUGGGUUAGCAAAAUAUGAUUUUGCCUUGUGGCCAGAGAAUUAGUUGCUCCAUAAACAUGUUUUUCAUGUUACAACCUUUUGAUUGCCAUACUAAAUGGUACUCUGAAGGGACCUUAAACAUUUAGUUUAAUGUGCAAAUGUAACGGCCAAUAUCAUCUUAUUAUUUAAAAAAAUAAUUUAUAGUAAAAUGUAUCUGUAUUUGUGGCUUCUACUUGAGAAUAAGCACUGAUACUGCGAUAAAAGCGAUUCAGUGUUACAGAUGGUUUGAGUCUCUUGGAGAGUUAACACAAACCACAUUCGGUUUCAAUGCAUACUUAAUGACAAACUGAACAGAAUCAAUUCAUUUUCAAAAUAAAUCUUAUUUCAGCCACCAGACUGGAUGUAAUUGAAGAACGACUCAAUUUCCAUGUAGAAAACAGCUUGCAUCACAACUGUUUAAACAGACUCUCGAAGAGUUCCAAAUAUGUUUGAUCAAAACUGUAAUGUUACAUCUUUGUAGUUUUAUUACGUGUUGACUGCUGUUGUCUGUUUUGUGUUGCCUUGUUCGGACACCUGUGUAAAUCAUUUGUGAGGGUAAAUCUCCCCACAAAUACUUUAUUUUAAGCCUUAAAAGGGACUGAUGCUUCUUCUGUACAUUGUGCCAAACGAUUACUCUCAGGAAUUCAAUCCAACUGUUCUGCAAUUAUAUUACAAGCUAUUCUAAAUAAAGUUCAAAAUGAAA
This is a messenger RNA of Acipenser ruthenus (sterlet), 3427 nucleotides long. RefSeq names its product alpha-tocopherol transfer protein-like. The coding region runs from base 127 to 1137 and encodes 336 amino acids. The record is from RefSeq and is a predicted model, not a curated record. NCBI's taxonomy places the organism in Eukaryota, Metazoa, Chordata, Actinopteri, Acipenseriformes, Acipenseridae. Gene Ontology annotation, cellular component: membrane. Gene Ontology annotation, molecular function: phosphatidylinositol bisphosphate binding. The transcript is spliced from 5 exons.